GUAUUGUUGCUUCCUUGUUCACCCAACUUUCCCCCAGUACAUCCAUUACCCCUGUAGAGGCAAAUAUGUCGGUAAAAGGGGGUGGAACGAGGGGGUUUUAUUUUAGCACAGUUUUGUCUCUUGCUCGGUCCUUAGCGGUGCACCGGCCAGCUCCCGUGGAAAAGGUUCAGAAGCUACAAUGCAUGUGUCCCGUGGAUAUAAGAGGCGUCUACCAGCUGGACGAACGCCGGAGGGAUGCUGUCAUCGCCUUGGGUGUUUUUCUGGUGGAAUCGGACUUGCAGAGCAAAGACGUCAUUGUUCCGUACUUACUGGGGCUACUGAAGGGUUUGCCGCGCGUUCAGUGGAUUGAGGAGAGCACUGGAAGGAAAGGAAGAGAAGCACUUCCCAUAGCUGAGAAUUUCAGCUUCUGCCUGGUGACCCUGUUGUCCGAUGUGGCCCAUAGAGAUGCUUCCUCUCGUGCCCAGAUUCUGGAGGCUGUUGUGGAUGUUAUGCAGGCCUUCCUGGAGAUGUGUCAGGCUCCAGAAAACCACGAUAAAGAGUACCUGUGCAGGUACACCGUGCCGUGCCUGCUGGGCGUGACGCGAGCCUUCGGCCGGUUCAGUAACACGGACGAGUCGCUGCUCUCCAAGCUGUUCCCGCGCAGGUCCCAGCAGGCCGUGCGCGUGCCCGACGAGCGCGAGGGCCUGCGCCGGCGCUCCUUCAACGACUUCCGCUCCAUCAUGCCGAGCUCGCUGCUCACCGUGUGCCAGGGGGACGCGCUCCGCCGCAAACACAGCAGCACCUCCAACCUGUCCCAGGUUAGUCCAGAUCGCGGGUGGCCCUCUCCCAGCUCUCCUUCAGGACCGUCCUCUCAGUAUUUUGAAGGCUCUUACCUCCCUGAUGGUAGUGCGAUGGACCCUGAUUACUACUUCUGCACCGUCAGCUCCAGCUUCUCCAUCUCUCCUCUCUUCAUCGGGAGCGGCAGCGAGGAGUUUGACAUCCCGCUGGAGGUGCUGCGCCUCCUCCUGCACAUGGUGAAGCGCUUCGUUUCGGAGUCCUUUCUGAAAACUCUGGAUGCCACGCUGUCGGAGUACACCGAGGCCAAUCCUGGAGUCACCCUCUUCUACAGGUCCUUCAGUGACCCGCUCUAUGUGGCCGGGUUUAAAAUGCUGAGGGACACCUUGUAUUACACUAAAGCGGAUCUGCAGACGUCGUUUGUGAAGGAGGUGCACGACUUCGUUCUGGAGCAGUUCAGCAGCAGCCAAUCAGAGCUGCAGAAGAUCCUGCACGACGUGGAGCGGCUGCACAGCGAGCUGAAGCUGCGUUGCCAGGCCAACGCUGCCUGCGUCGACCUCAUGGUGUGGGCUGUCAAGGACGAGCAAGGAGCUGAGAACCUCUGCACUAAGCUCUCUGAGAAGCUGCAGUCCAAAACCUCCAGCAAGGUCAUCAUCGCACACAUGCCUCUGCUGCUCUGCUGCCUGCAGGGGUUGGGGAGGCUCUGUGAGCGGUUUCCGGUGGUUGCUCAUUCUGUCACCAUGUCCCUGCGGGACUUCCUGGUGGUGCCGUCCCCUGUGCUGGUGAAGCUCUACAAGUACCACAGCCAGUACAACACAGGGACUGGUGACAUCAAAAUCAGUGUGACCAAUGAGCACUCUCAGUCCACGCUCAGCUUUCUGUCCAAUAAGAAGGGCCAGCCCUCCAUGUACGAGCAGCUAAGAGACAUCUCCAUCGACAACAUCUGCAGGUGUCUGAAAGCAGGCCUGACGAUGGAUCCUGUGACUGUUGAGGCCUUCCUGGCGAGCCUCUCCAACCGCCUGUACAUCUCCCAGGAGAACGACAAGGACGCCCACCUGAUCCCGGACCACACCAUCCGGGCGCUGGGGCACAUGGCGGUGGCGCUGCGGGACACGCCGCGGGUGAUGGAGCCCAUCCUGCAGAUCCUGCAGCAGAAGUUCUGCCAGCCGCCAACGCCGCUGGACGUGCUCAUCAUCGACCAGCUGGGCUGCAUGGUCAUCACCGGCAACCAAUACAUUUACCAGGAAGUGUGGAACCUGUUCCAGCAGAUCAGUGUGAAGGCCAGCUCCGUGGUGUACUCCACCAAAGACUACAAAGACCAUGGAUACAGGCACUGCUCCCUGGCUGUGAUCAACGCGCUGGCCAAUAUCGCGGCCAACCUGCAGGGGGAGCAGAUGGUGGACGAGCUGCUGGUGAACCUGCUGGAGCUGUUUGUGCAGCUGGGCCUGGAGGGGAAGAGAGCGAGCGAGCGGGCGAGCGACAAGGGCCCCGCCCUGAAGGCGUCCAGCAGCGCGGGUAAUCUGGGAGUCCUCAUUCCUGUCAUCGCUGUGCUGACCCGCAGACUCCCCCUCAUUAAGGAGCCCAAGCCUCGGCUGCAGAAGCUGUUUCGGGACUUCUGGCUCUACUCGGUGGUGAUGGGCUUCGCGGUGGAGGGCUCAGGGCUGUGGCCGGAGGAGUGGUAUGAGGGGGUGUGUGAAAUCGCCACCAAGUCCCCCAUCCUCACCUUCCCCAGCGGAGAACCCCUGCGGUCCGAGCUGCAGUACAACUCUGCCCUCAAGAACGACACCGUCACCCCGGCCGAGCUGAACGACCUGCGCAGCACCAUCAUUAACCUGCUGGACCCGCCCCCUGAAGUCUCCGCCCUCAUCAACAAGCUGGACUUCGCCAUGUCCACCUACCUGCUGUCCGUCUACCGCUUGGAGUACAUGAGAGUGCUCCGCUCCGCUGAUCCUGAUCGCUUCCAGGUCAUGUUCCGGUACUUCGAGGACAAAGCCAUCCAGAAGGACAAGUCCGGUAUGAUGCAGUGUGUGAUAGCUGUGGGCGAUAAGGUGUUUGAGGUCUUCCUUCAGAUGAUGGUCGACAAGCCCAAGACCAAAGAGCAGGAGGAGGAGCUAGAACGCCAUGCCCAGUUCUUGUUGGUGAAUUUUAACCACACCCACAAGAGGAUCCGCCGGGUGGCGGAUAAGUACCUGUCCGGCCUGGCCGAAACGUUUCCCCAUCUCCUGUGGAGUGGCAGGGUGCUGAAGACCAUGCUGGAUAUCCUGCAGACUCUGUCUCUCUCUCUCAGUGCGGACAUCCAUAAGGACCAGCCGUACUACGACAUCCCGGACACGCCCUACCGCGUGACCGUGCCGGACACCUACGAAGCCAGAGAGAGCAUUGUGAAGGAUUUUGCUGCUCGCUGUGGGGAGAUCCUGAAGGAGGCCAUGAAGUGGGCUUCUUCUGUCACCAAAUCCCACCUGCAGGAGUACCUGAAUAAGCACCAGAACUGGGUGUCGGGCCUGUCCCAGCACACGGGCCUGGCCAUGGCCACGGAGAGCAUCCUGCACUUCGCUGGGUACAACCGCCACAGCACCUCUCUGGGGGCCACUCAGCUGACGGAGAGGCCGGCCUGCGUGAAGAAGGACUACUCCAACUUCAUGGCCUCCCUGAACCUGCGGAACCGCUACACAGGCGAGGUGUCGGGGAUGAUCCAGUUCGCGGAGGCGACCCAGAGCAUGUCGGACCUGAACAGGCUGAUGAUGCAGCAGAUGGACGAGGCCCUGGAGGCGGGGCUUCCUGAGGCCUUCACUCAGGCCAUGUUCAGGCUGGCCGCUCUGCUCAUCAGCACUAAAGACUGUGACCCGCUGCUGCUGCACCAGCUGUGCUGGGCGCCGCUGAGGAUGUUCACCGAGCUGGGCAUGGAGGCCGCCAUCGCCUGCUGGGAGUGGUUCCUGGCGGCCCGCAACGGCAUGGAAGUCCCGUUCAUGCGGGAGAUGGCGGGGGCGUGGCAGAUGACGGUGGAGAAGAAGAUGGGGCUGUUCUCGGAGGCGAAGGUGGAGGCCGACCCCCUGGCAGCGUCUGAGGAGAGCCAGCCCAUGCCCUGCCCCCCCGACGUCACCCCCCACUACAUCUGGAUCGAGUUCCUGGUGCAGCGCUUUGAGAUCGCUAAGUACUGCAGUGCGGACCAGGUGGAGGUGUUCGCCAGCCUCCUGCAGAGGUCGCUGCCUCUCACUGUGGGCGGGCCCAAGAGCUGCCUCAACCGCCACGUGGCCGCCAUCGGACCUCGCUUCAGGCUGCUGACGCUGGGCCUGGCUCUGCUCCACUCUGACGUACUGACCAACUCCACCAUCCGCAACGUCCUGAGGGAGAAGAUCUACUCCACCGCCUUCGACUACUUCAGCGUUUCGCCGAAGUUCCCCACGCAGGGAGAGAAGCGCGUCCGUGAGGACAUCAGCAUCAUGAUCAAGUUCUACGCCAGCAUGCUGUCCGACAAGAAGUACCUGACCGCCAACCAGCUGGUGCCGCCAGACACCCAGGACCUGUCGGUGAACAGCCUGUCGGUGAUGAGCGGGACGGACUCGAGGAACAGCCUGGACGUGACGGUGGGGUCCCGGCAGCAGCCUGCGCAGGGCUGGAUCAACACCUACCCCCUGUCCAGCGGCAUGUCCACCAUCUCCAAAAAAUCAGGGCUGUCUAAGAAGAGUAACAGAGGCACUCAGCUGCACAAGUACUACAUGAAGCGCCGGACUCUGCUGCUCGCCCUGCUGGCCAGCGAGAUCGAGCGUCUGACCACCUGGUACAACCCACUGUCCACCCAAGAGCUGUCGGUGCCCACCGAGCAGUCCGUGGAGACCAGCAUCGCCAACUGGAGGUCCAAGUACAUCAACCUGAGCGAGAAGCAGUGGAAGGACCACGUCAACCUGGCCUGGAGCAUCUCACCGUACCUGGCUCUGCAGCUCCCUGCGCGGUUUAAGAACGCAGAGGCCAUUGUGACGGAGGUGACGCGCCUGGUUCGGCUGGACCCGGGCGCGGUCUGCGACGUCCCAGAGGCGGUGAAGUUCCUGGUCACCUGGCACACCAUCGACGCCGACUCCCCGGAGCUGAGCCACAUCCUGUGCUGGGCACCGGCCGACCCCCCCACGGGCCUGUCCUACUUCUCCAGCCUGUACCCCCCCCACCCGCUCACCGCCCAGUACGGCGUCAAAGUGCUGCGCUCCUUCCCCCCCGAUGCCAUUUUAUUCUACAUUCCUCAGAUUGUUCAAGCACUUCGGUAUGACAAGAUGGGCUAUGUGAGAGAGUACAUCCUGUGGGCGGCGCAGAAGUCUCAGCUCCUGGCCCACCAGUUCAUCUGGAACAUGAAGACCAACAUCUACCUGGACGAGGAGGGACACCAGAAGGACCCUGAUAUCGGGGAGCUGCUGGAGCAGAUGGUGGUGGAGAUCACCGGCUCUCUCUCCGGUCCCGCCAAGGACUUCUACCAGCGCGAGUUUGACUUCUUCAACAAGAUCACCAACGUCUCCGCCAUUAUCAAGCCGGUGCCGAAGGGGGAUGAGAGGAAGAGGGCCUGUCUGAAAGCACUGGCUGAUAUUAAAGUGCAGCCAGGGUGUUACCUGCCCAGUAACCCGGAGGCCAUUGUGCUGGAUAUAGACUACAAGUCCGGGACGCCAAUGCAGAGUGCUGCCAAAGCCCCUUACCUGGCCAAGUUCAAGGUGAAGCGCUGUGGAGUGAGUGAGCUGGAGAAAGAGGGACUCAGCUGUCGCUCGGACUCGGUGGACGAGGGGGAGGAGGACCAGGGGGAGGAUGGGAAGGCCGCGUUGCGUCGGGUGUGCUGGCAGGCGGCCAUCUUCAAGGUCGGGGACGACUGCAGACAGGACAUGCUGGCGCUGCAGAUCAUUGGCCUGUUUAAGAACAUCUUCCAGCUGGUGGGGCUGGACCUGUUCGUGUUCCCCUACAGAGUGGUUGCCACGGCGCCUGGGUGUGGCGUCAUCGAGUGCAUCCCGGACUGCAAGUCCCGUGACCAGCUGGGGCGGCAGACGGACUUUGGGAUGUACGACUACUUCAGGAACCAGUAUGGCGACGAGUCCACGCUGGCCUUCCAGAAGGCUCGGUAUAACUUUAUCCGCAGUAUGGCAGCCUACAGCCUGCUACUCUUCCUGCUGCAGAUCAAAGAUCGGCACAACGGCAACAUCAUGCUGGACAGCAAGGGUCACCUCAUCCACAUUGAUUUUGGGUUCAUGUUUGAGAGCUCCCCCGGGGGGAACUUGGGCUGGGAACCGGACAUCAAGCUGACGGACGAGAUGGUGAUGAUCAUGGGCGGGAAGAUGGAGGCCACACCCUUCAAGUGGUUCAUGGAGAUGUGUGUGCGGGGCUACCUGGCAGUCAGGCCCUACAUGGAUGCUGUGGUUUCCCUGGUAACACUGAUGCUGGACACUGGGUUGCCGUGCUUUCGUGGCCAGACCAUAAAGCUGCUGAAGCAGAGGUUCAACCCCAGUCUGAGUGAGAAAGAGGCGGCGGCCUUCAUCAUCAAAGUCAUCCAGAGCUGUUUCCUCAGCAGCAGGAGUAAAACCUACGACAUGAUUCAGUACUACCAGAACCAGAUCCCCUACUGAAGGUGACCCCCCCCCUCCCCCCACACCACCAGCCGGCCCCCCCCCCCCCCCCUCUGCUUCAUCCUCGUUCUGAGAUCGUAGCUGUUACACCGUCUCACUAGAAUCUGCAGUUAUGUGCACUUUAACUCCACCAGCUGUGUUCUCAAAUCAGUGUGCAUGUCUCGUGAAUGGGCAUUCCAGAGGACCGUCUCUCAGAAAAAAUAAUAAUAAUAAUAAUAAUUAUUCAUUUUGUGUCUUUGCCAACGUUAGCAUUCUGGAACUCUGAUUUCUGUUUUGGAGAAAAUAGUAUAGGAUUUGAUUGUGCUUUGAAAGUGCUGAACUGGCUGUAGUUAUUGUUAUUUUAAAGCGUUGCCUUUUCUGCCCGUGGCCUUGACCGUGCGCUUCAGAGUACCGCUAGUGUCCGCAACGUUCCGGAACCCUCCGCUCCGUGGCGUGGGGUUCCGUGGGCUCGUCUCCCGUGAAUACGUGCGCUUCGACUGAUCCAGUGUAAGGAGUGUUACACUUUUUAUGCGUGUGUGUUAACGUGAUUAUGACACAAGACUGAAUCUGAUUUUGUAUUUCCUGUCUCCUGUUUGGAAUUCACAUGUCAUGAAGUAUAUUUAAUAUAAUGAAGAUCAUAAAUAAAGAGUUAAAUUAAAACGCC
This is a messenger RNA of Anguilla anguilla (European eel), 7008 nucleotides long. It is a transcript of the gene pi4kab, whose product is annotated as phosphatidylinositol 4-kinase, catalytic, alpha b. The transcript has 55 exons. NCBI's taxonomy places the organism in Eukaryota, Metazoa, Chordata, Actinopteri, Anguilliformes, Anguillidae. The record is from RefSeq and is a predicted model, not a curated record. Gene Ontology annotation, cellular component: cytoplasm; plasma membrane. Gene Ontology annotation, biological process: phosphatidylinositol phosphate biosynthetic process; phosphatidylinositol-mediated signaling. Bases 66 to 6365 code for a protein of 2099 amino acids. Gene Ontology annotation, molecular function: 1-phosphatidylinositol 4-kinase activity.